Knipowitschia caucasica is the source of this 2217-nucleotide messenger RNA. NCBI's taxonomy places the organism in Eukaryota, Metazoa, Chordata, Actinopteri, Gobiiformes, Gobiidae. The record is from the annotation of a GenBank genome assembly.
AUGGCGGCGCGGACGCAGCUGGGAGACAUUCAACUAAACCCUGCGUCGUCAAGAUCCUUUUGGGGAGAACGCGUCUCUGGCCACGUCUGCACCUCUGCUCUCUCUGUGCACUGCUACAUUUUGGGGAUAAUGGAGCCUCUCAGUCCUGGUGCAGAUCUCGGCCCUGAUCUGAACUCUCUGUGUCGCUCUGAGGAAGAAUCUGAAAGGAAGACGAUGAACAAACCUGGAUCUAAAACCAAAACAAAAUCUAGACCGGCUUCUAUUCCCAGCUGUGAGUCUCUGAAGAGCAACGAGCCCAAAGAGGCGAUAAUCGACUCUAAAAGGAAACUGGACAAAUCUGGAUCUCAAACCAGACCUGGUCCCAGCUGCGAGUCUCUGAAGAGCGACAGGUCCAAACAUCCAAUACUCAACUUUAAAAGGAGGACAAUGGUCAAACCUGGAUCUGAAACCAAAAGAAAGUCCAGUUCUGGACCUGAUCCUGGUCCCAGCUGUGAGUCUCUGAAGAGCGACUGGUCCAAAGUGUUGCCAAUCGACUUUAAAAGGGACUCGAACCCUCACCCUGCUCUGAGCUGUGGCUCCAGCCUCAGUGACAGCUCUAAAGACUGGCUCGUAGAGUUUAAGAACAGUCCACCUGAGAACAUGGGAGCGGAGAGCAGCACGGAUCAACUCGGUAUAGACCCGCUGCUCCCAGUCUUCACGCGGCUGCAGGAGAAGGUCCUGGGCUUUGCCAAAGAGCAGGUGCAGAGCUUCCACCGGGCCCUGAACUCAGAUUACCCAGAAUGCUCAGAGAGAGUGGUGGAGGAGCAGCUCAUCAGAGAGGCCCUCCUGACCAUCGCACUGCACUUCCUGGAGAGGAUGGGGGAGGGGCGAGUGGCCGAGCGUCUGUUCAGCCAGAGUGCGGCUGGAGUUUGCAGAGAUCAACUGCAGCAGCGUCUGCAGCACAAGCUCAGCCUUGUGUCUGAGGGCGUGGCUAAAGCCGGAAGCCUCGCCCCUCUGAAGCAGGUCUACACUGAGCUGUACAUCACAGAGGGAGGGGCCGCGGGGGUCAACCAGGAGCAUGAAGGUCUGCUGCCUGUAAUGAAAGCCUCCAGAAAAGUCACUCUGUCCAGCCGUGACCUGAGAGUCUCUGAUCUGACCUCAGUCGUCAGCUCCUCUGCUCUGAAACAUCUGGACCUCAGUCACUGCUGGCUCACAGACUCUAAUGUGGAGCAGCUGUGUUCUGGACUGAAGAGCGCCACCUGCAGACUGGAGGUCCUCAGUCUGUCCUUCUGUCGUUGGUCUCAUCUCUGCUGUGAGUCUCUGGCCUCGGUCCUCGGCUCCUCUGCUCUGAAACACCUGGACCUCAGUAACAAUGACCUCACAGACUCAGGAGUGGAGCAGCUGUGUUCUGGACUGAAGAGCGCCACCUGCAGACUGGAGGUCCUCAGACUCUCAGGAUGUGUGGUCUCUGAGAGGGGCGGAGCUGCUCUGGCCUCUGCUCUAAGCUCCGCCCACUCUCAUCUGACAGAGUUAGACCUGAGCUACAACCAUCCAGGAGCCUCAGCAGAGGUCCUGACCGCUGUACGGGACCACCCCCACUACCCCCUGCACACACUCAGGCUGGACCCGGCUGGAGAGAGGUGGAUGGUCACAGGUCCAAGGAAGUACUUCUGUGACGUCUCUCUGGAUCCAAACACGGCCAAUAACACUCUGCAGCUGAGUGAGGACAGAAGGACAGUGACCAGAGUGGAGGCGCUGCAGCUGUACCCCUCUCACCAGGACCGCUUCAGCUCCUGCCCACAGCUGCUGAGCUCCACCGCCCUCACAGGACGCUCUUACUUUGAGGUGGAGUGUAGCGGAGAUGUAGCUAUAGCACUGAGUCACAGAGGAAUCGGACGCAGAGGAGACCUGGACCAGUGUCGCUUUGGGGACAAUGAUCAGUCCUGGAGUCUGAGGAUGGAAGGAGACUGGAGCUAUUUUUAUCAUUGUAAAAGGAAAACACAAGUGGACUACUACUACAAACAAAGAGUAGGUGUUUUCCUGGACUCUGAGGCUGGAGUUCUGUCUUUCUCUGAUGUUUAUGAUGAUGAUAAAUCCUGGUGCCCCCUCCACUCCGUCAGCGUCUCCGUCUCAGAGCCGCUGUUUGUUGGGUUCAGUCUGGAGCGUCCUGGUUCCUCUGUGUCUCUGAUGAACUUUGACGAUGAAGAUGACUUUGACGAUGACGAUGAAGAUGAUUGA